CUGGGAGAAGCCGGCGCGGUUGUGUGACGUCACGUCGUGCGGCCAGGCGAAGCGGUGCGGUAGGUGAUACCCUGGGGUCUCGGCGCGGUCGCCAUGGGUCCGCGGGUGCAGCUCCCGCCAGAAAUCCAGCUGGCGCAGCGCCUGGCAGGGAACGAGCAGGUGACCCGAGACCGGGCGGUGAGGAAACUCCGGAAAUACAUUGUCGCCAGGACUCAGCGGGCCGAAGGUGGUUUCACGCAUGACGAGCUGCUGAAGGUGUGGAAAGGACUGUUCUAUUGUAUGUGGAUGCAGGACAAGCCACUCCUCCAGGAGGAGCUUGGCAGGACCAUUUCCCAGCUCAUCCACGCUUUCCAGACCACAGAGGCACAGCACCUGUUCCUUCAGACAUUCUGGCAAACCAUGAACCGCGAGUGGAUGGGCAUCGAUAGGCUGCGCCUGGACAAGUUCUACGUGCUCAUGCGGAUGGUCCUGCACGAGUCACUGAAGGCCCUGAAGACGCGCGGAUGGGACGAGAGACAGACCGAGCAGCUGCUGGAGCUUCUGAUGACAGAGAUCCUGCACCCCGACAGCCAGGCCCCCAACGGAGUGAAGAGCCACUUCAUCGAGAUCUUCCUGGAGGAGCUGACCAAAGUGGGCGCCCGCGAGCUGACGGCGGACCAGAACCUCAGGUUCAUUGGGCCCUUCUGCACGGUCGCCGCCCGGACUCAGGACUCCCUGGUUUUGCACAACAUCACUCGAGGCGUCUUCGAGGCGAUUGUGGAACAGGCCCCGCUGGCCAUCGAGGAGCUCAUGAAUGAACUGGAGGAGGAGGAGGAGGAGCGGGACGGGGACACGCCGUCCAGGGAGCCCCCUGAGGGCUCCGUCAGUGGGGCUGAGCCCGACCCGGGCAAGGAGCAGGCGGGAGACGACGAGGAGGAGGAGGAGGACAGCGCCGGCACCGUCCUCCAGUUCGACUACGAGGCCGUUGCCAACAGACUGUUCGAGAUGGCCAGUCGCCAGGACACCCCUCCGCAGAACCGGAAGCGCCUCUACAAAGUGAUCCGGAAGUUGCAGGCCCUCUCGGAAGGCCUCUUCCCCGAGGACGACAUCCCAGAAAAAGCCUACAGGAAUCCGCGGGGUGGGAGACGGGUGAGGAUGAAGAAGCGCUUGUUCGAAUCCCAGCUGCAGAACAAGAUAGGGAGAGCCGCAGAGGAGGCCUCGUGUCCAGACUCGAGCCCGGCAUCCGGGAGGCGGCGCCGGAGCGCAGGGGCUGACCCCGCCGUGCCCCGGGAGCAGCCCGGGGGCCGUGGCAGGAGAGGGGCCCCCAGGAGGCGGCGGCGGCCUUGGGCGGGGGCCAGAGCGAAGGCGGCCGAUGGCCAGGCGCCAAAGGCGAAAAGGAAGCGGACCCUGGAGGGCCAGAAGUGACGUCCACCAGGCGCUCCGGGGAGGAUGACGGGACAGGACAGGCUGGGUUCCCGAGACUCUGGACACCGACUGCUCCCCGACUACUGCGUCGGGAAGUGGCAGAGGUCAGGACUAAAGGGGGUUGGGCCCUCACUUAGCGCCUGCGUCCCAGAAAGUGCUGCGGCUGUGCUGACCUCGGUCAGGCCGGCGGACCCCCGGGACUGGAGCCUCCCUGCAGGCACCCUCCCUGGGCAGGGGACCGGCUGCCCGCCGGGCGUCUGUAAAUAAAGUGCCACGCGGUACCUACAAA
This is a messenger RNA of Balaenoptera ricei (Rice's whale), 1693 nucleotides long. It is a transcript of the gene RRP1, whose product is annotated as ribosomal RNA processing 1. The transcript is spliced from 13 exons. Bases 94 to 1404 code for a protein of 436 amino acids. Gene Ontology annotation, cellular component: preribosome, large subunit precursor; nucleus; preribosome, small subunit precursor. NCBI's taxonomy places the organism in Eukaryota, Metazoa, Chordata, Mammalia, Artiodactyla, Balaenopteridae. Gene Ontology annotation, biological process: rRNA processing. The record is from RefSeq and is a predicted model, not a curated record.